AUGGCCUCAGCCUUCAACCUACUCACGGCCGGAGGAGCAAAAUUCGAUAAGAAUAGGUUCAAGCAGGAUUUUGAGCUAUUCGGAGGAGGGAAGAAGGAUCGUAAAGGAAAAGGGAAAGCGUCUACCAAAGCGAUCGAGACCAACACCAAAUCAUUGCCCCAUUCACUCGACUUCUUCGGUGAUCAUCCAUCUAUCAACCACCAGACCAAACCACCUAUUGCUCAGGAAGAAUCAGAAUCCGAUUCUGACUCUGACGCAUCCUCUUCUUCGUCAUCUUCAUCAAGUAAGAUAGCCCCACCAGUUCAGAAAAUAACGUUGACUGGACCAGAGCCACUACCCAAAUCAUUACAUACCAACUUACCUUCCCUCGUCAACCACCCUUCCGUAUCACUUUCAUCCAGACGAGGAGAACCAUUACUGAAAGCCUUGAAAGGGGCAAACAUCAACUCUCUAUGGGGUGUACAAUGUUCAGUCGGUGGAUGUCUACUAGAAGGGAAAGAUACGUUAUGUAUAGCUCCAACCGGAUCAGGUAAAACGUUGAGUUACAUUUUACCUACUUUGGUGAAACUGCGAGACCCCUCAAGAUCAUUGAGGAAUACCGAGAACGAAGUCAAAGGGCAUGGAAUCCGAGCGUUGAUACUGGUACCAACACAUGAUCUGGCUAUCCAAAUCUUGAACGUGACGAAAGCUGUUACGAAGGGUAGAAGCUGGAGAUCGAUGGUCUUGACGAAAGCGACCGAAAAAGCAGUUUGCGAUAGUUCACCUGGCACAGCUCUUGAUGAUUCCGAAGAAAAUGUAGAGGAGGAUGGUGAGAGGAAUGAGGACGACGAAGAUCAAAGCGAAGAUGACGAUGAGGAGUCUACGGGGAGUAUAGAUGAAUUUGCUCAACCUAAAUCUGGUAAUCCCACCGGAUUAGGAAUAGACUUCUUGAUUGCUACGCCUGAGAGGUUGCAUCAUUUGUUGGAGUCAAAGAGGAUAUCACUUGCUUUAACUCAACAUGUCAUCCUCGAUGAAUCCGAUCGACUCCUCUCGCCCGACUUCUUACCUCAGAUCGAACCUAUCUUAGCAGCUUGCACGAAUUCAGAUGUCCAAAAGUGCCUCUUGUCGGCUACGAUGCCAUCCGGGGCGGAAGAGAUUGCUAAAAAGUGGCUGAGAGAUGAAGGAGUCAGAGUGGUGGUCGGUGUCAAAGACUCAGCAGUGACCACUGUCGACCAAUCUCUCCUUUAUACAGGUUCCGAAUCUGGUAAACUCCUCGCACUCCGUAACUUGCUCUCCAACGGAUCAUUGCCUUACCCAUCUCUCAUCUUCGUGCAAUCGAUUGAAAGAGCAGACGAAUUAUACAAGAAUUUGAUACUGGAAGGUAUCAAAGUUGAUGUGGUUCAUAGUGGUAAAGGGAAAUCUAAGAGGGACCAGGCGAUAAAUAAUUUCAGGCUGGGUAAUGUCUGGAUGUUAGUGGUCACCGAGGUUCUUGCUAGAGGGAUGGACUUCAGAGGUGUCAGAGUUGUGGUUAACUAUGAUUUCCCCCAAACUGUGCAAUCGUACAUCCACCGAAUAGGACGUACAGGCCGGGCUGGUCGACCAGGAAAAGCGAUAACCUUCUUCAACCUCGAAGAUGGACCUUACUUGCGUACCAUCGCCAACGUCUUGCGAUCUAGUGGAUGCCCAGUCCCAGAAUAUAUGUUGGAUAUGAAGAAACCCACUAAGAACCAGAAGAGGUCUUUGGCAAAAGCACCGAUCAAGAGGAAAGCUAUUGGUGGAGGUGGACGAGACGUUGGACGGGAAGAGGGAAGGAAGAAGCAGAUGAUGAAGGAGGCUAGUAAGAGGCGAAAAUUGAAGACUGAUGAGUAG
This is a messenger RNA of Kwoniella botswanensis, 1848 nucleotides long. RefSeq names its product ATP-dependent RNA helicase ROK1. Bases 1 to 1848 code for a protein of 615 amino acids. Gene Ontology annotation, molecular function: nucleic acid binding; ATP binding. NCBI's taxonomy places the organism in Eukaryota, Fungi, Basidiomycota, Tremellomycetes, Tremellales, Cryptococcaceae. The transcript is spliced from 5 exons. The record is from RefSeq and is a predicted model, not a curated record.